Messenger RNA from Aspergillus clavatus NRRL 1, 981 nucleotides. Its product is annotated as glycoside hydrolase family 16 protein. The coding region runs from base 1 to 981 and encodes 326 amino acids. Gene Ontology annotation, biological process: glucan catabolic process. The transcript is spliced from 2 exons. Gene Ontology annotation, molecular function: hydrolase activity, hydrolyzing O-glycosyl compounds. The record is from RefSeq and is a predicted model, not a curated record. NCBI's taxonomy places the organism in Eukaryota, Fungi, Ascomycota, Eurotiomycetes, Eurotiales, Aspergillaceae.
AUGAUUCGGAUAUCUUCUCUUAUCGCAGCAAGUGCCCUAGCAUUGCCCACUCUCGUCCAUGCCUACACCUUGAAGGAUGACUAUACCGGAAACAACUACCAGGACUUCUUCAACAAGUUCAGCUUUUGGACGGGUCCUGACCCCACCGAGGGUCUUGUCGACUAUGUGAAUCUCGACUCUGCGUGGGACAACGGCUUGAUCGGCAACGGAGGAAACAUCUACCUCGGCGUCGACCACACCAACAAAGUGGGCAACGAAGGACGGAAGAGCGUCCGCUUGACAGGCAACAUUGCGUAUAACCCGGGCAUCCUUCUGGUCGCUGACAUCACUCACAUGCCCGAUGUCUGCGGCACCUGGCCCGCCUUCUGGAUGACCGCGGCAUCCGACGACUGGCCCCAGAGCGGCGAAAUCGACAUCAUCGAACAGGCGAACAACGCACAGAAUAACCAAAUGUCGCUUCACGUCAGCAACAAGCAAGGCCAGUGCAUCAUUAGCACCGACGCCUCGAUGACGGCAACGCAAGACCGCUGGGGCGAUUGCGCUCAGGAGGCCACCGGCGGCUGCGACGCCAACGAUCCCCGGACGAACAGCUUUGGCUCGGGCUUCAACAAUAACGGCGGCGGGGUGUAUGCCGCUGAAUGGACGUCGGAAUGGGUGCGGAUCUGGUUUUUCCCUCGCAACGAGAUUCCUGGUGGCGACACGGGACCGUUGGGGAGCGCGCCUGAUCCUGCUACGUGGGGUACGCCGACGACCAGUUUUCAGAGUCGGUAUGGAACGGACUGUGAUAUGUCUUCGCAUAUCCGGAAUCAGCGUGUUAUCAUCGAUACUACUUUUUGCGGUGCGUGGGCGUCUGGUUCGUGGAGGAGCUCUGGGUGUGCAGCGAAGACGGGCUAUGAUACUUGUGAGAGCUAUGUGAAGAAUGUCCCGGGGGAUUUUGCGAGUGCCUUUUGGACUUUCAAGUUGCUUAAGGUCUUUCAUUAA